This is a messenger RNA of Colius striatus (speckled mousebird), 424 nucleotides long. It is a transcript of the gene PIN4, whose product is annotated as peptidylprolyl cis/trans isomerase, NIMA-interacting 4. Gene Ontology annotation, biological process: rRNA processing. Gene Ontology annotation, molecular function: DNA binding; peptidyl-prolyl cis-trans isomerase activity. NCBI's taxonomy places the organism in Eukaryota, Metazoa, Chordata, Aves, Coliiformes, Coliidae. The coding region runs from base 21 to 407 and encodes 128 amino acids. The record is from RefSeq and is a predicted model, not a curated record. The transcript has 4 exons.
GGCGGGUUGGCGGCGGCAAGAUGGCUCCCAAAGGGAAAGGCGGCGGCAAGGCGGGCAAGGGCGCUGACGGCGGCGGCGGCAGCGAGGGCAAAGCGCAGGGCCCGAAGGGAGGCGGCAGCGCCGUGAAGGUCCGGCACAUCCUGUGCGAAAAGCACGGCAAAGCCAUGGAGGCCAUGGAGAAGCUCAAGUCCGGGCAGCGCUUCAGCGAGGUCGCCGCUCAGUACAGCGAGGACAAGGCCAGGCAAGGGGGAGACUUGGGCUGGAUGACCAGGGGCUCCAUGGUGGGACCAUUCCAGGAAGCAGCGUUCGCCUUGCCCGUGAGCAGCAUGGACAAGCCAGUGUAUACUGAUCCCCCCAUCAAAACAAAGUUUGGGUACCACAUUAUCAUGGUGGAAGGCAGAAAAUAAAAUGUGAAUGACUGUGA